This is a messenger RNA of Phanerochaete carnosa HHB-10118-sp, 363 nucleotides long. RefSeq lists its product as uncharacterized. Lineage: Eukaryota; Fungi; Basidiomycota; Agaricomycetes; Polyporales; Phanerochaetaceae. The record is from RefSeq and is a predicted model, not a curated record. The transcript has a single exon. The coding region runs from base 1 to 363 and encodes 120 amino acids.
AUGACCGGCGCACUCUCCAAGCUCUUCAUCUUACGCCCAGUGCAUCUCAGCAAAUGCCAACACAAGCUGACCUUCGAUGACCAUGCAUCUCUGCCGCACCUGUUCAUCUUCAUCUGGUCCUUCGUUGGCAUCCCCGCAUCGAAGAGUUCAUUUCUAUGUCAGCGUACGAGGCUGCCCGAUGCGGGUCGUCAGACACACCGUGUUGAUGUCGGUCUCCUCGCUAUUGCGCUGUCGUGCAAGCGCGUGCAUACAAUCCGCUCCCCGUGGUCCUUUGGGUACCACAUUGCCAGUGGCAAGGUGCGCCCACUGACGCCUCGUACUCCAGCCUCAUCGCCUUUAUCAACAUUCGAAGCGACAGGCUGA